AUGAAACAGGGCUUCGAUAUCGGAGAAGAUCUCUUGGACGUUUACUCCGACUACGACGUGGAUCAAUAUCAGACCGGGGAGGACGUUAUAGAUGAUCAUGAAACCAUAAUUUCACCCCCCUCCAACACCUAUUCCCCUUCUUUCAUCCCCCCGUACGAAUCAGACCCAAUGGAAGGCGUGGAUCUCGGACAGUUCGGUGUUAGACCAUGCGAUCGCAAAGUGGAUUUGUACAUCCUUCAACCCGAUAAGUUGAAUACCAGCGGCCAAAGCAACCCUCUUAAAGGAAAGUUGACGAAUUGUCAUAAUAGUGGCUGCGAAAGGCCAUUUAGUGUACAGAAAAUUCCUCAUAGUAAUUUAAUUCUUCUCGUUGUGGACACGGUAUGUCCCUGUGGUAGCAAACAGUUGAGCAUCGCUCCCCAAGAAGUUGGUUAUGAAUCGAAGAAUGGCGGCUGUUUACACAAACCUAAAGACAGCCUCUACAGAAGGAGGCCACCUAAAUGUAUAAAUUACCAUCCUGAGGAAACAGAAAUUCACAUUUGUGGAAGGGCAGCGUCAAUGCCUCCGAACAUCGGUACGCUGUUGUUAGGCAUUACCAGUUGCCUUGUUGCGUCUCUAUCGUGAUUAAAUGUAAAUUAAAAUUAGGGUCUGAAUAAUAAAUUUCAACAUAACGUGGAU
Messenger RNA from Leptinotarsa decemlineata (Colorado potato beetle), 675 nucleotides. RefSeq names its product voltage-dependent calcium channel subunit alpha-2/delta-3-like. Lineage: Eukaryota; Metazoa; Arthropoda; Insecta; Coleoptera; Chrysomelidae. The record is from RefSeq and is a predicted model, not a curated record.